UUCAUCAUGCACUGACUGCGCGGUGCUCUCAUGCUGCUGCUGCUGCGGAGAGCGACAUCAGUCCUGCGGAUCUACACACAGCCUUCAGCCCGCAGAGCCACCCCGCAGCCCCCCUGCACACCUCCACUCAGCUCUCUGCUCUCCCUGUCCCCCUGUCUAGGCAAGAAACACAAGAAAAGCCGCUGGUUGGAGCUUUCUGAAGGUCAAAACAUGGACGGAAACGUCGAGGAGAUCCUGGCUCCCCUGAGGCAAGCGGUGAAAGAGCAGGGCGAGCUGGUCCGUAAAAUGAAAGCUGAAAAUGCCCCUGAGGUGGAUGUGACCAAAGCUGUGGCGGAGCUCAAGGCUCGGAAGAGGAUGCUUGAGGCCAAGGAACUUGCCCUGCAGCCCAAAGAUGACAUAGUGGACAGAACUAAGAUGGAGGACACACUAAAGAGACGGUUCUUCUACGACCAGGCGUUUGCCAUUUAUGGGGGUGUCAGUGGCCUGUAUGAUUUUGGACCUGUUGGCUGUGCACUGAAGAACAACAUUCUGCAGGUCUGGAGGCAGCACUUCAUUCAAGAGGAGCAGAUUCUGGAGAUCGACUGCACCAUGCUGACUCCUGAGCCUGUCCUCAAGACGUCAGGGCACGUGGACAAGUUCGCGGACUACAUGGUGAAAGAUGUCAAGAACGGAGAGUGUUUCCGAGCUGACCAUCUUUUAAAAGCUCAUCUCCAGAAGCUGAUGAGUGACAAGAAGUGUACUGCAGAAAAGAAGAAUGAAAUGGAAGGGGUCAUCACUCAGAUGGACAACUAUACUCAGCAGGAGUUGGCUGACUUGUUUGUGCAAUACAACGUGAAGUCACCCAGCACAGGAAAUGACCUCACACCACCCAUCUCAUUCAACCUGAUGUUCCAGACGUCCAUUGGACCUGGGGGGAACAUGCCAGGCUAUCUGAGGCCUGAAACUGCUCAGGGAAUCUUCCUAAACUUCAAACGUCUGUUGGAGUUUAACCAGGGCAAGCUGCCAUUUGCAGCUGCUCAAAUUGGAAACUCCUUCAGGAAUGAAAUCUCGCCACGCUCGGGCCUUAUUCGUGUCAGAGAGUUUACAAUGGCUGAGAUUGAGCACUUUGUUGACCCGAAUGAAAAGGUUCAUUCCAAAUUCUCCAAUGUUGCCGAUCUGGAGAUCUUGCUGUAUUCCUCCAAAGCGCAGACAAGUGGGCAGUCAGCCCAGGUUAUGAGACUGGGGGAUGCAGUGGAACAGGGAGUCAUCAACAACUCUGUUCUGGGCUACUUCAUCGGUAGGAUCUACCUCUACCUGAUCAAAGUUGGUGUGGCCAAGGACAAACUGCGCUUUCGCCAGCACAUGGAUAAUGAGAUGGCCCAUUACGCUUGCGACUGCUGGGAUGCUGAGACCAAAACCUCUUAUGGCUGGAUCGAGAUUGUGGGGUGCGCUGACCGUUCAUGCUAUGAUCUUUUGUGCCAUGCACGUGCUACCAGAGUCCCUCUGGUUGCAGAGAAACCUCUGAAGGAACCCAAAGUUGUUAAUGUUGUCCAGUUUGAGCCAAACAAAGGAGCCAUUGGCAAGGCAUACAAGAAAGAAGCAAAGUUGGUAAUGGAGUUCCUUGCUGCAUGUGACGAGUGCUAUAUCACAGAUCAGGAGAAGCUACUCAGUGAGAAUGGUGAGUUCACCGUCGAGACCGAUGGCAAAACCUUCAAACUCACUAAGGAUAUGGUGAGCAUCAAGAGAUUCCAGAAAACCUUGCAUGUUGAAGAGGUCGUCCCCAACGUAAUUGAGCCUUCCUUUGGAAUUGGCAGAAUCAUGUACUCUAUUUUUGAGCACACAUUCCGCAUCAGAGAGGGUGAUGAGCAAAGAACGUUUUUCAGUUUCCCGGCCACUGUAGCACCCUACAAAUGUUCCGUCCUACCACUCAGCCAAAAUCAGGAAUUCAUGCCGUUUGUGCGUGAACUAUCUGAAGCCUUGACCAAAAAUGGCGUGUCCCACAAGGUGGAUGAUUCCUCAGGGUCCAUUGGUAGGCGCUACGCGAGGACAGAUGAGAUCGGCGUAGCAUUCGGCAUCACUAUUGAUUUCGACACGGUCAACAAGACACCCCACACAGCUACUCUCAGAGACCGGGACUCCAUGAGGCAGAUCAGGGCUGAGGUCCUUGAAUUGCCUGAAAUCGUCCGAGACCUUGCCAACGGUGUGACCACAUGGGCUGAGGUUGAGAGCAAAUACCCCAUCUUCGAAGGGCAGGAGACCAGCAAGAAGGACACGGUGGAAGAGUAAAUUAGCCCUGGCUUCCUCCCUCUUGCCUCCUGCACGUGGGGCAGCCAUGGACAUUUUUACACUUUGCGCCCAUAGGAACAAUUUUAUUGCAUACAAACGAUCAAUGUGCACCAGACACUCUAUGUGAUCUGCACAGUUACAACCAUCUUAUCAAAUAAAUAAAAUCUAUCUGUGAUCCUUAUACUGCAAAGGAGGUGUAUAGAUACUUGCUUCUGCCAGUGUUCAAGGAAGCUUCUUACAGGCAUAAUGGGACGUAUUUUAAAAGGGAUAACUGUAAUAUGAGUUGUGUAUGGAGAAGAGGUUUUCACCAUUCAAGAAGUUGGGUAAUUAUGGAAUGCAUCUUUGGUUCAAUAAAUCAAGCCAGCACUUUCUGGACCUACAACA
Molecule: messenger RNA, 2649 nt
Organism: Colossoma macropomum (tambaqui)
Lineage: Eukaryota; Metazoa; Chordata; Actinopteri; Characiformes; Serrasalmidae
Gene: gars1
Product: glycyl-tRNA synthetase 1
Exons: 17
Coding region: 31-2265 (744 amino acids)
Biological process (GO): mitochondrial glycyl-tRNA aminoacylation
Cellular component (GO): cytoplasm; mitochondrion
Molecular function (GO): ATP binding; glycine-tRNA ligase activity
Source: RefSeq, a predicted model, not a curated record